Molecule: messenger RNA, 282 nt
Organism: Hydatigera taeniaeformis
Lineage: Eukaryota; Metazoa; Platyhelminthes; Cestoda; Cyclophyllidea; Taeniidae
Source: the annotation of a GenBank genome assembly
GAUCCAACCAAAGCCUGCAUUUUCUCCUUCAUGAUUGGCCAGUCUUUUCUGGACUUCAUCGCGCUUCAAGAUCUUGAGGUGGUGAGCAAAUUACUCACUGAAUGUCAAGCGGCCAAUCCGAGUCCUCAAGUUGCAGUCACAGCAACAGCCGUUGUCACAGCAACCAGUGACGGGAUCGACACUGCAGCCACUUCGUGUCUCAUCGAGUCUUCCAAACAAUUCUGGCCCCUACCUGGCUCCAUUGGCAGCUGCAUCGACAAGGGACACACAGAUCGUUUAUGA